Molecule: messenger RNA, 773 nt
Organism: Labrus mixtus (cuckoo wrasse)
Lineage: Eukaryota; Metazoa; Chordata; Actinopteri; Labriformes; Labridae
Exons: 4
Coding region: 127-627 (166 amino acids)
Biological process (GO): dolichol-linked oligosaccharide biosynthetic process
Molecular function (GO): hexosyltransferase activity
Source: RefSeq, a predicted model, not a curated record
GGUCUGAAGCGGAAGUGGUUGUAAUCUUCUGCAGUUGUGGUGUGACGAUGGGUUAGGGAGAAGGCUGCGAAGUGUUAAAAAAAAAACACUAAAACCUGACAAUUUAACGUCUUUAGUGGACUAGACAUGAAGACGGUGUUUGUUACUGUCGGCACCACGAGCUUUGAUGAGCUCAGCAAUACCAUCACGUGCCCAGAGUCCGUGCAGGCUCUAAAGGCUCGUGGAUGUGAGCGUCUGGUUCUGCAGGUUGGAAGAGGAUCAGUUGUUCCAGCGGCUGACAGCUGUCCACAAGUCAAACUUGAAGUGUUUCGAUUCAAAGAUUCGAUAGCAGAAGACAUGAAGCAGGCGGACCUCAUCGUAAGCCACGCAGGGGCAGGAAGUUGUUUGGAGGCCCUCGGAGCAGGCAAGCCUCUGCUGGUCGUAGUGAAUGACAAACUGAUGGACAACCACCAGCUGGAGCUCGCCCGACAGCUCCACAUAGACUCCCACUGUUUCUACUGCACAUGCAGCACCCUGACAGACACCCUGAGGACCAUGGAUCUCUCUGUUCUUCAGCCAUAUGUGCCCGGGCAACCCAAGCAUUUUGCAAACUUUCUGGACAAAGCUCUCGGGGUUCAGAAACGUUGAUUUUAAGGGACUGUUUAUUUUCUGUUACGCUCGAGAAAAUCAUGUAGUAGAUUAUGAUGCUUGAUGAUAUAACUGUAACUGUGCAGUAUAAAAGUGUCACUCAAGUGCUUUCUAUUUUUUAUAUGUAAUAAUCUAUUUAAUUUCAA